Suncus etruscus (white-toothed pygmy shrew) is the source of this 906-nucleotide messenger RNA. RefSeq names its product ring finger protein 175 (gene RNF175). The record is from RefSeq and is a predicted model, not a curated record. Lineage: Eukaryota; Metazoa; Chordata; Mammalia; Eulipotyphla; Soricidae. Gene Ontology annotation, molecular function: metal ion binding; ubiquitin protein ligase activity. Gene Ontology annotation, cellular component: Golgi membrane; endoplasmic reticulum membrane.
AUGGGCGGGGGGCUCUCGGCCGUGCUCUGGGCUCAAGGACUGCACCGCCGGGGAGGGGCCGCAAGCCAGGCUCGGCUUCGUGAGGCGAGGGACGCCCCGUUUAGCGGAUCUGCCAGACCCCCCGCCGCGCCCCUGAUUCCACUCGGCACCGGGGGCGCGCGCAGGGCGGUGGUGCCAGUGCAGGAGGCGCCCGCGCAGCACGAGCAGGCUCUCGGCACCGCUGUGCCCGGCACCCCUGGUCCCUUUGCACCCCGACCCUCUCAGGUCCUUCUAGGUCCUCUCUUCUGCAGAUGCCCAGAGUUUCGUGCCCGCAACCCGCGGGCAUUGUCAGUCCCUGCGCACCCCGCAGUCGCCAGACGGCGAAGCGAAGGGAGCCGCUUCCUAAGCGGGGCCAGGAGCAAUUCCAGCGCCCCCGGAUUGGUCUACAAAGGGUUUCUUCUAAUCUACAAACUCAGCUAUGCCUUUGGUGUGGUGGGUUAUUUGACCAUCAUGUUUACAAUGUGUGGAUUCAAUUUAUUCCUGGAAAUUCGGGCUCAACAUUCCAUGGAUUUUGGCAUUGUGUCGUUGUUCUAUAGCCUGUAUUAUGGUGUCAUGGGGAGAGACUUUGCCGAGAUCUGCUCGGAUUACAUGGCCUCCACCAUAGGGUUCAAAUCUGAUCUAGAAACUUUCCUAACAAGAUGCUCAAGGUUUCAUGAAUUCUGCAUCCGAGGAUGGUGUAUUGUGGGUAAGAAGCAGACUUGUCCUUAUUACAAAGAAAAGGUUGAUUUGAAGAGGAUGAUCAGUAACCCCUGGGAGCUCACACACAUUUUAUAUGGGCAAAUUCUGGAUUGGCUUCAUUAUAUGGUAGCCUGGCAACCAGUGGAUGGGGUAGUUCAAGACAUUAACUGUUCAUUGGGGCUGGAAUAG